Messenger RNA from Closterium sp. NIES-65, 1359 nucleotides. NCBI's taxonomy places the organism in Eukaryota, Viridiplantae, Streptophyta, Zygnematophyceae, Desmidiales, Closteriaceae. The record is from the annotation of a GenBank genome assembly.
AUGCAGUCCUUAGCCGUUUCUUGCAGCUCGUCAGCCAUGCUUGCGGGAGCUAACUCCCUGCAAUCAGCGUCGUCGUCGUCGUCGUCGUCGCUGAUUCAACGAGCGCCAGCUGGGGCUCGCAGCAUUUCAUUCGCGAGGCCCGGGCGACUGGGGAGUGGACUCGGGCGAAGGAGAGUGAUGCUGGUGACGGCAGCCACAGGCGGGGCGAAGGGGUUCGGCAAGGCGGACGACGGCAAGAGCCGGAAGCCCGGUCCCAACAAAGGCAGCGGACCCCCCAAGCAAGAUGCGGCCAUCCCAGGCGUCAAUGAAAACGAGUGGGCGCCCGAUGUGUCGGCGGCGCAAGAGGUGUCUCAGAGGCCCUCCCGUGCUGCCUCGGAUGACGACCGGCUGUUUGAGGAGCGCCUGAGGGAAGUGCGCCGGCAAGCGGAAGAGAAGAAGCGGGCGAAAGCAGUGCAAAGCACAGCAGCCAUAGACUAUGACAACCCGCAGACAGAGCCCCUGGUGGACACCGCUGCUCUCACCAAGGACCUCCCCACUAAGAUUGGCAUUGGCAUAGCGGCUACGGUGUUUGCAGCCAUCUUCGCCUUCGGAGACAUUCUCCCCACCCCUUCCUCCCCCCCGCAGCAGCAGAUGGUGGAUGCGAGUGGCAUUGCAGUGAACAAGAUGAGCGACGCUCAGAGGAAGCAGCGAGAGGACCAACUGAAGGAGUUUGAGGGGCGGCUGGCGGCCACACCAGACAACCGGGAGGCACUGGAGGGAGCUGCAGUGCUGCAUGCGGAGCUGGGGCAGUAUGGGCAGGCGGCUCAACGCCUGGAGCAGCUCAGCCAGGUCGCCCCGGAGGAUCCCGAGGUGCAGCGCCUUCUGGGGGAGGUGCGAUUUGAGCUGGGCGAGUAUGGUGCCAGUGCUGCGGCUUACAGGCGGGCAAUCAAGAUAUCGCCUGUGGAGUCUCUGGAGGUGCUGCAGGGGCUGACAGGCGCUCUGCUGGCUGACAACAAGCCGCAGCAGUGGACGAGCUGCUGGCAGCGCGGGCAGCGGGUGGAAGCAGCAGCAGGGAAGGAGGCGGAGGAGCAGGAGGGGGUGGCGGAUGAGGUGCAGGUGGCGCUGCUGCUGGGGAAGGCGUAUGCGGCGUGGGGGCGGCCGGGGGAUGCGGCUGCGGUGUACGACGGGCUCAUUGCCUCCCGCGCGGACGACUUCCGAGGCUACCUGGCCAAGGUCUGCAGCAACAUCAAGGAUGCCGCUGCGGUGUACGAUGGGCUCAUCGCCUCACGCCCGGACGACUUCCGAGGCUACCUUGCCAAGGCGAGAUACCUGGCACCAGACCAGGUGAAGGUGCUGGUGGAUCGGCUGGCAAAAAGAUGA